Telopea speciosissima is the source of this 651-nucleotide messenger RNA. Its product is annotated as myb family transcription factor PHL6-like. The coding region runs from base 1 to 651 and encodes 216 amino acids. The transcript is spliced from 6 exons. Gene Ontology annotation, molecular function: DNA-binding transcription factor activity; DNA binding. The record is from RefSeq and is a predicted model, not a curated record. NCBI's taxonomy places the organism in Eukaryota, Viridiplantae, Streptophyta, Magnoliopsida, Proteales, Proteaceae.
AUGGAUAGAAGUGAAAACAGCCCUGAUGAUGAGUUGAAAGAAAACCCUUUUUUCAAGAAGAAUCAAGAAGAGGAGAGUGGGCUCCGGAGUAGUAGAAACAGUGUUAUGAGCUCAAGCAAUAAUAACAGUAGUAGUGUUGGGGAUGAGAGUGAGAAUAAGGGAAGCUCUGGUGGCAGUGUAAGACAGUAUGCAAGAUCUAAGGUGCCAAGGCUACGUUGGACUCCUGAUCUCCAUCUUUGUUUUGUUCAUGCCAUUGAAAGAUUAGGGGGACAAGAAAAAGCAACUCCUAAACUAGUACUUCAGCUUAUGAACAUCAAGGGCCUCAGCAUCACUCAUGUUAAGAGCCAUUUACAGAUGUAUAGAAGCAAGAAGAUGGAUGAUCAUGGUAGAGUUAUGACCCAUGAAGGGACUUUCAUGGAAACUAAAGAUCAACAAAUCCAUAGCCAUUAUCAACUACUUCCCAUGAUAGAAAGUCAUGAUAAAGGGAUUAUUUCAAAUUUCAGAUUUAGUGAUGUUUCUUGGAGUGACUAUGGGAACUGGAUUGAUGAAGGCAAUAAUUAUGAUCUCAGUCCAGAAAGUGUUUUGGUGAUACUUUGGCGUGCCCGUUUCACCCUUGAAAUGCGUCAAAAUGGUCAAAAAGUGCAUACAUGA